Messenger RNA from Aureobasidium pullulans EXF-150, 1443 nucleotides. RefSeq lists its product as uncharacterized. The coding region runs from base 1 to 1443 and encodes 480 amino acids. Gene Ontology annotation, molecular function: nucleic acid binding. The record is from RefSeq and is a predicted model, not a curated record. Gene Ontology annotation, cellular component: nucleus. Lineage: Eukaryota; Fungi; Ascomycota; Dothideomycetes; Dothideales; Saccotheciaceae. The transcript has 2 exons.
AUGACCACCCGAGCAGAGCGAUUUGCUGCGCUAUUGGGCGAAUCAUCUACACCCACCACCAACAAUGCCACCGCAUCUAAGCACAACUUCUGCGAUGUGGCCCCUGCAAACCAACAAUUUGUGCCUAUCAACGCUGUUUCAAAGUUUCCAUACAAGUACAUGAAGCAAUCGCAAGGUGAGACUGUGUCAAAACAGUUCUUUGCAGGCGGUAAGUUCUGGGAACGCGAUUGGGAACUGUGGUAUGUGUGGUCACCUUACUACCAUGCUGAGAGACCCACAAUCUUCAUCCCUCUCGAACAGUUCAAGCAACUGCUCAAGGACAUUGAUGGCGCUUAUCCAAGCUAUCUCGUUCGCAUGCCCAACAACGCUGAGGGCAGUCUUGUAUUCCCUUUCGAGUACAGCGAGCACAGAUUGUUGAGACCUCACUUCCUCGGUCAUUCAUCAAACAAAGAUGACUUUGAGCGCCUCAGUAAUCUCGCUCCCCAGUUCGGUCGACUCGGAUCGGACGAAAGUGAGCCAGACUACCUCUCCUACUUCAGAAGUGACAUGGAGGCCGCUGUGGAUGCUGGCAAGAACAAGGGCAAGUCCAAGGCCGCAAAGGAGGCUAAGCAGGAAGCACGUGUCAUCCAACAACAUAACAUGUACCGCCAGGUUGAACGUACUCAAGCCUCUCUCGAGCUAUUGCCUGCUUCGUCAGCCAACCCCGACCUCGAUAUCAUCUACAUCGCUGUUGACUGCGAGUCGUGGGAGCGUAACCACAACAUCAUUACAGAAAUUGGCUUUGCCACACUCGACACUCGCGAUCUCAAGGAUGUUCAUCACGGCGAAGGUGGUAAGGACUGGCACAAGUUCGUCCGCGGUCGUCACUUCCGCAUCAACGAAUACAAGCACUACACCAACAGCGAGUUCGUCCGUGGCUGCCCAGACAGAUUUGAGUUUGGUGAGAGCGAGUUCGUCGACCUCGCAGAUGCCCCCCGCAUGAUCGCUACCUGCUUCAAGCACCCUUACAGUGCGAAGAAUGUUGAUGAUGUCGCCGAAGAGCACCAAGAGAAGCGCAACAUCGUCUUCGUCGGCCACGAUACCAAGCAAGACGUCGCUUACCUCCGCAAGCUCGGCUAUGACCCCAGCAAUCUCUCCAACCUCAUCGACUUCCAGGACACCGCUGCCAUGUGGCGUGCUAUCACUGGCGAACAGUCUACUCGCGGUCUUUCGCAUGUCUUGUUUACCCUCGAGCUGGACUCUUGGAACACCCACAAUGCUGGUAAUGACGCUGUCUACACCGUUCACGCCAUGCUCGGUCUCUGCAUCAAGGACUUGAAGAUGAAGGAAGCCAAGAAGAAUGGCGAUGAGGAGGGUGGCGGCGCCAGCUUACUGCCUCAGAAGCAGGACAUCGAGAAGGAAAUCAAGAAGGUCACCAAGAAGUUCGUGGAGUGGGAGAUGUAG